GGCGCGCAUGAUGCGCAACGCCAUCUUACGCACCACAUGACCUCGUUGCCGUGUCCCGUGACCAGCUCACGUGAAUUUCGACAAAUUCAAACGUUUUUUUUUUCGGCGCCAAGGAAUGGACAUUUUGGAGCAGCAGCUUGAACAACAGGAUGUCAGCGUCGUGAAGGACGAUGGCGGUGACACGACAGGGAUCGUUAUAGAGGAGGCGGAGAUUGUGGAUUGCGAAGGGGAACCUGUCGGAGAGGAUGAGAUGCGUUAUCCAGAAACCUUAGCAUAUAGAGUUGUCCAAGUAAAUGGCACGGCGGCUAUACAGUCAGCCAAUGAGAUAGAGCUUCCUGUAUCGCAACAGGGGAAUAAUACUGUACAGGUUCUAACUUCACCUCUGAACGGCCAGUUCUACGUUAUUGGGAAUGCCAAUGAUGUCUUUACUACAGCUCAGGCGUCGAGAUCUUUGGUGCCGAGAGCAGCUACAUUGCAGAUAGAAACCCCGAGAAAUUGUACCACUGGCUUGAAAAAGAGAGAUGACAGGCGGAGAGCAACACACAACGAAGUCGAGCGCCGGCGUAGAGAUAAAAUAAACAAUUGGAUUACAAAGUUGGGCAAGAUAAUUCCUGAUUGCAAUACUGGAACUAAUACCACUGUCAGCAGCGGUAGCGGAAGUGGAGAAGGAAAAACAAACUAUGAAACUCAGAGUAAAGGAGGUAUCUUAGCGAGGGCCUGCGAAUAUAUAGGAGAAUUGCGCGCGGCUAAUCAAAGCUUGGGUCAAUGCCUGCGAGAUAACGAGAAGCUACGGCAAGAGAUCACGGCAUUGAAACAAUUAGUUAACCAAUUGAAACGCGAGAAUCUUCAACUUAGAUCGCAAACUUCGUCUACGUCAACGGCCGGCAGUACCGACGUUGUACACUUGAGUCCUUAAGCUUCCUUUAUUUUGUGAGUCAGUGGCUCUUUUUGUAAAUAUUAGAAUCUAUGAGUUAUCUUUAUCAUAUAAGGAAAUACUAAUAUUCUGUUCUUUGGCGAUUAUAAUCGGUCUUACCAAUUAAAAAAUUAAAUUUUAGGUACUUCUAAUGAUAUAGUCAUAACUGCACACAUUCAUAAAUUAUCAUCAUAUUAAUAUUCUGUAUUCACAUGGCUAAAGUUAUUAAUUUCAAAUAUUAAUUUUUAUUUAGCGAGUAAAUAAUUUUAUUUUACAUGCAAAAAUUUCGUCAGAGAAAUUAUUUUUUGAUAAUAAAAAAAAUAGAUGACAAUUUUUUAUUUACAUAUUUCAAUUCUCAUGAUACAAUCGAAAACUCUGUAAGGAAAUCUAGAAUAAUUUUAGUUUAUUAUGUAAUUGUUUUGUGAUAGUAAAAUACAAAAUGCAACAAGAAGAAAGUUACGUAAAAAGUUAUAAACUUAUAAAAAAAAUCUUAUCAAAGAAUUAACUAUUCAUAUCAAUCACAAAAAUAAUUUUAUGUAGCAUUACAUGCAUAUAUGUAAUUAUUCUACAUAUACUGAAAGUUCUUUUCAAUUUUUGAAAAUAUAUUUUUACUGUUUAAUAAUAAAUUAGACGAAAUAGAAAAUAAUGUAGUUGUGUAGUUAUGACUGUUAGAAGACCUAUGUAUGGCAUAUAUGUAAAUGUCAAUAACCUGGUAUAUGUUGAAACAUCGUGGCUGUGAGUAUCAAACAUUAAAGCCCACAUUUAGAACAUACUUUUAUUGAUAUUACCGCGCUGUUUCAUUAUUCUAUCCCUAUUUUACGUAUACCGAUAAAAAUAGGAUGAUAUAGAUAGAAUGAUAAUAAUCGCGCUAAUAUCUUUAUAAGCGCGUUCUGAAUACAGACCCAAUUUUUUUUUAAUUUAAACGGCAAUGCAACCAAAAUUUAUGCUGAUAAAAAAAUUUUUGUUGAUUCACAUGAAGAGUCUACAAAUGACAAACGGAAGCAUAUAGAACUGUGCAAAGUUCGUUGAAUAUUUUUUAUUUUUAAUACUGUUUUCAUAAUUAAUAGAAUAAAGUACUUGAUAGGGUGAAAUUAGGAUUUAAACUGUAAAUUGUGAUCGACUAUAUACAUAUGGACAUAUAUGUAUUUGCACAUGUAUGUGUACAUAGUGUACAUGAAAUAUAGAGCAGCAUACAUGUGACAAUAACAUUUUUGUCGAUACAAGACAUUUUAUGGAAAAAAAAAACGUCAAAAAUUUUAAAUCCACCAAAUGUUAGAUAUCGGAAUGUAAUAUACCGUUAAUGUAUAUACCGCGAGGUUAUUGUUACAUAAAUGAUAAUUAUAAUUAAAACAAAAUCUAUUAAAAAU
Solenopsis invicta (red fire ant) is the source of this 2280-nucleotide messenger RNA. RefSeq names its product upstream stimulatory factor 2. The record is from RefSeq and is a predicted model, not a curated record. The coding region runs from base 116 to 916 and encodes 266 amino acids. NCBI's taxonomy places the organism in Eukaryota, Metazoa, Arthropoda, Insecta, Hymenoptera, Formicidae. The transcript has 5 exons. Gene Ontology annotation, molecular function: DNA-binding transcription factor activity, RNA polymerase II-specific; RNA polymerase II cis-regulatory region sequence-specific DNA binding; protein dimerization activity. Gene Ontology annotation, biological process: regulation of transcription by RNA polymerase II.